AUACUCUCAUCCUUUCUCACUUUUAUUUCUCUCUCCGCUGCGGCCCUCAAAGCGACGCCGGCGCAGGAAAGGUCUGCCCGUCUUCGUCCAAACGUGCGCCAGAGCGCGAUAACGGACUAGCAGUAUAAAUAUACGCCCACUAAACUCUGACGAGGGGCUUCUUUCUUUUUUUUGUUUUUUUCCGCCGCGGACAAGGCGCAAACAUGGAUCUGAACUCGACGGUGCACGCACCGUGGAACAGCGUUCCUGCGGCCCAGCCCGCCUUAGCCCUGCUCUACGGCGUGGUCAACAUGCUAACGCACGUGCCCUUCACGGACCUUCCUGUCCUCGGCGACUACGAGCUGGGAGAGCUGCGGCCCUACUACGACUACGUAAUCGUCGGCGGUGGUUCAGCGGGCUGCGUGAUAGCCAACAGGCUGUCCGCGGACCCCAGCGUCACGGUGCUCCUACUGGAAGCCGGAGGACUCGAGGAAGCAUCUCGACAAAUCCCGUUCGCGGCACCUUUCAACAUUAGAGGUCGCGACGACUGGGACUACUGGAGCGUGCCGCAGAAGCACGCUGCCUACUCCUUCCGAAACCAGAGGCUAGCGCAUUCGCGCGGCAAGGUGCUCGGCGGCAGCAGCGUGCUAAACUUCAUGAUGUACACGAGGGGAAACCCUGGGGAUUUCGACCGCUGGGCCAGAGAGUACGGAGCCGAAGGGUGGUCGUACGAAGACGUGCUCCCUCACUUCAAGGACAUCGAAGACUACCGCCUAGGUCCAUCGGACGAGUGUCACGGAACUGGAGGCGAGAUACCGGUGGACUACGCCAACACCAGCACGCCUCUCGCCCACCUUCUUAUGGAGGCGUGUCAGCAAGCCGGGUACGCUCACGUGGAUUUCAACGGUCCUACGCAAUCAGGCUGCUCCCGACUACAGACCAAUGUCGGGAACGGCAAACGUUUCAGCGCCAGCAAGGCCUUCAUCCAGCCCAUCAUCCGCGAACGGAAAAACCUACAUGUGGCGCUGCUCAGCCACGUCACCAAGGUGAACUUCGACGGAAAGCGCGCAGUUGGCGUAACAUUCACCAGACUCGGUCGGCCGGGCAAGGUGAACGCAAGGCGCGAGGUGAUCCUCUCCGCGGGAACCGUGGGAUCUACUCAGCUCUUGCUGCUUUCCGGAGUUGGGCCCAGAGAGGAUCUGGAACGGCUGCAGAUACCGGUGGUUGCCGAUCUGCCAGUGGGACGCAACCUUCAAGACCACCCGGCGCUCAUUGUGGGCGUUCCCGUUAGCACCGACGUGGAAGUUGGCAUACCGCCUUUCAGUCUCGCCGACAUUCAGCAGUACGCCAGCAACGGGACAGGCACGAUAUCGAUACCCGUGGGCAACGAGUUCGUGCAGUUCCUGCCCACCGAGUACGCCGAAGAUCCCAAGGUCCCGGACAUCGAGGUGGCGACCGUCGCCAUGUCGCCGGCCAGCCAAUUGUUGAAGGCGUUCGCAGUGGAGCUAGGAAUGUUGCCCGAGGCUUUCGACGGUUUAAUUGGUCCCAUUGACGGUCGGCCCGGCUUUCGAGCGAUAACAAUUCUCAACCGACCGAGGUCACGUGGCUCCAUCUCACUGCGCUCCAAGAACCCGUACGAGCACCCGAACAUCGAUCCAAACAUGUUCGAGCACCCGUACGACGUGAAGGCUCUUGCUCAAGGUACUAAGAUGUUCAUCGACCGGAUCUUAAGCGCGGAUGCCAUGAAGAGCAUCGGCGCCAAGCCGUCGCAACAGAUAUUUCCGCCGUGCGCCGAUGAGGGACCUCUCUGGAGCCAGGAGUACAACGAGUGCCUCUCCCGGCACACCGCGAUAGCCGCCUGGCAUCUUUGCUGCACCGUAGCCAUGGGCUCACAUCCUGAGGCAGUCCUGGACGAACGGCUGAGGGUCCGCGGUGGCGUGACGGGCCUGCGAGUGGCCGACGCCUCCGUGAUGCCCGACGUAAUAACGGGUCACACAAACGCACCAAGCAUGAUGAUCGGCAGCAAGGCGGCAUCCAUGAUCAUCGAGGACAAUGCAGCGGGACCUCAAUGAAAAAAACAAAGAAAGCGGAAAGCCAUGACGUCACAGCCGACUCCACUGCCGUACUACUAGUGGUCAAGCCCGUGCUCUGGGACUUCUGCCUCUCAUCAGCGUGAACUCGUGAUGUGAUGUGCUAUUUCGACUGUGUUCGCAGGGGACUAUUAAGGAAAUAACGGACAGCCAGGGAAUAAUAGCAGAAGCGACGGUACUGCGCACCUGACUGAUCGUAAAAAUCACGUGGUUUGACCAGCGAGUGCCAUCCACUUACCCCAGAACUAGCAACGUUUAGGCUUCAGCUUAUUACCGUCGGUAAGAAGAAUACGCCAAAUAUUGUAUUUCCUCCUCGAAAGAACAAAAUAAAUCGUACAUGCGAUAA
Molecule: messenger RNA, 2415 nt
Organism: Rhipicephalus sanguineus (brown dog tick)
Lineage: Eukaryota; Metazoa; Arthropoda; Arachnida; Ixodida; Ixodidae
Product: L-sorbose 1-dehydrogenase
Exons: 11
Coding region: 204-2051 (615 amino acids)
Molecular function (GO): flavin adenine dinucleotide binding; oxidoreductase activity, acting on CH-OH group of donors
Source: RefSeq, a predicted model, not a curated record